AUGGCUGUCGCUGUAAAAGAGUGCCUGGAGCUCCAGCUGCUGGAAGUGGAAAUGCUCCUUUCAAUGUUUCCCAAAAAAGGUGAAAUAAAGCUGGAUGAGGAUGCUGUGCCCGGCGUGCAGAGCUACCUGAGAAAUGCUGAUGGAGCUCUGCCCCCACAGCUGGAAUACUCAAUUGCUGUUGAUGUAGGGGAGGCAAAGGUAAAAGUGGAAUUGCAGGUACUGCUGCCUCAUAUGUAUCCUCACGUGCCGCCUCAGCUUUUUGCAAGAUCAAGUGCGCUGCACAGACAGCAGCAGUUGCAGCUCAACACUGGUCUCGCGUCUCACAUCAGCUCUUUGGAUUCGGGUGAACUGUGCGUAUGUGAAGCUGUGCAGUGGGUGAAGGACAACAGCCUGCCUUACCUGGAAGAUGGUAAGAUCUCUUCUGAAAGUGCUUCAGAAGAAGUUGUGGUCAAAGAAACAUUGCAUCGCAUGUGGAUCUACAGCCAUCAUAUCUAUAGGCAGGAAUUGAGGAAGAAGAUUUUUGACUGUGCAAAGAAGUUAAAUCUGACUGGCUUCUGCCUAACAGGGAAACCUGGAGUCAUCUGUGUGGAGGGACUUAGAGAAAACUGCGAAGAGUUCUGGCGUGUCAUUAGGUAUCCCAACUGGAAGCAUAUUUCAUGCAAGCACGUGGAGAAUAUAGAAACGGAGGGAAGCAUCGAUAAUCUUCGUCUCUUUCCUGCCUUUGAAGACCUACAGUUUCAGGCACAUGGUGAUUAUGGCCUGAGGAACGACUAUCACAUGGAUCUUGGCCAGUUCCUAGAAUUCCUGAAACAACAUCAAAGUGGACACGUUUUCCAGAUUUUAUUUGGUGUUGAAGGCAAACUUUCAGACAAAUAA
Molecule: messenger RNA, 876 nt
Organism: Tauraco erythrolophus (red-crested turaco)
Lineage: Eukaryota; Metazoa; Chordata; Aves; Musophagiformes; Musophagidae
Gene: RWDD2A
Product: RWD domain containing 2A
Molecular function (GO): protein binding
Source: RefSeq, a predicted model, not a curated record